AUGGACUCUCUCAAGACGUUGCUCCUUGCCUCUUGCUCGCUCCUUGCGUUGACACGUUCCGUCGCCAGGACUCUGGAGGCGGUCAAGAGCGGCGGGCCGGCAGGAGAGAUCUUUGUGCGAACUUCGUUGGAGACAGUGCUGACGUCGCUUGGGUUCAAGAUUGACGUUGCGGAUCACGAUAUGUCGUUUGCAGCGUACAGCAAUCAGGCACUGGGCGCCAAGUGUAACUACUAUCGAUUUGUUCCAAGUGAAAUGGGACAUUGUUUGUUGUCUGCCUGCGGCACGUUGGCUUUGUUUGAAGACUUUCUUCAUAAUGGACCCAUGGACAUGGAUAGAGAGAGCGCCAAGUGGCAUGCGGAUGGUGCAGCUUUACAGAGCUCGGCCGAUCCUGGCGGGGAGAGGGAGCAGCGCCUGUCUGCAUUUCCAACCAACUUCGGCGGGUCUUUCCUCGGCUUCUUCUAUUCCAACCAGACGCUCAGCAAGGCAAUGGAGGCCUCCAAGAAGCGGGUCGUGGUAAUGAAUGAGACUGCAGGCAAUGCUUCAUCCACAGACGGGCAGCAGCUGCGAGGAGUGGUUUGGGGGAAGAAACCAGAAUACUUGGAGAAAGGACAAGGAAUCAUAUCGGCUGUUCUUGAGAAAUGCGAGCUGGUGUCCUUCUUGCCGCAAAUGGGCCUCGGUGAUCCUCUCUCGGGGCCUUCAGCGUUAGACGCCAUGAUGGUUGGAGCGAUGUACCUCAACCCUUCCUUCCCAAACAAGAACAGCGACUACCCGGAAGAGCUCAAGAGCUUCUACACCUCUCAGCAUCCCUACAUGGCAGAGCAUGGGGGCGCUUAUGUCUGCUCCUUCAACAUGAUCUCUAGGAGCGAGCCCGACCAGGCGCAGCUCUACCAGUGCGUGGAAAGAGCGUUGAGGUCCAAACUCGAGCCGCAGAUCCCCCGACACUUCACGAGGGAGGAGUACGAGAGCAGAGUCCGCAGCAUCUUCGCUCGCUACCUCUGA
Messenger RNA from Guillardia theta CCMP2712, 999 nucleotides. RefSeq lists its product as hypothetical. Gene Ontology annotation, molecular function: alpha-1,6-mannosylglycoprotein 6-beta-N-acetylglucosaminyltransferase activity. Bases 1 to 999 code for a protein of 332 amino acids. The transcript has 13 exons. The record is from RefSeq and is a predicted model, not a curated record. Gene Ontology annotation, cellular component: Golgi apparatus. Lineage: Eukaryota; Cryptophyceae; Pyrenomonadales; Geminigeraceae. Gene Ontology annotation, biological process: protein N-linked glycosylation.